Molecule: messenger RNA, 975 nt
Organism: Dromiciops gliroides (monito del monte)
Lineage: Eukaryota; Metazoa; Chordata; Mammalia; Microbiotheria; Microbiotheriidae
Product: calponin-3-like
Exons: 1
Coding region: 1-975 (324 amino acids)
Biological process (GO): actomyosin structure organization
Molecular function (GO): actin binding
Source: RefSeq, a predicted model, not a curated record
AUGACCCAUUUCAACCAGGGUCGGUCAACUGAGGCGGUCAAGAACAAGAUUGCCCCCAAAUAUGACUACCGGGCAGAGGAAGAUCUUCGCAACUGGAUAGAAGAAGUUACAGGCCUGAGUAUUGGGACAAACUUUCAAUGGGGCUUAAAAAAUGGCAUAAUCCUCUGCGAACUUAUAAACAAGCUACAGCCAAAUUCAGUGAAGAUAGUCAAUGUGUCUUUAUUAAAUUGGCCUCAAUUGGAGAACAUUAGGAACUUUAUUAAAGCCAUUCAAGCUUAUGGUAUGAAGCCACGUGACAUCUUUGAAGCAAAUGAUCUUUUUGAGAAUAAAAACAUGACCCGAGUUCGGUAUACACUGGUAGCUUUAGCAGGUCUGGCUAAAACAAAAGGAUUCCACAGGACAAUUGACAGUAGCGUCAAAUAUGCAGACAAACAAGCAAGGUGUUUUGAUGGAGAGCUAAUUCCUGAACAAAGUAGGAUUGGCUUGCAGAUGGGAACCAACCGAUAUGCCGGCCAGGUAGGAAUGACAGCCUAUGGGACUAGGGACUAUCUUUAUGAUCCUCAAAUGCAAACGGACAACCUUUUUGACAGGACAAUAGUUGGUCUGCAGCUGGAUACUGACAAAGGAGCCAGUCUGGCUGGAAUGUUAGCACAAGGUACUGGAAGAGAGAUCUAUGAUCAGAAGCUAACAUUAGGACCAAUGGACAAUUCAACGAUUUCACUACAGAUGGGUACCAAAAAAGUUGUUUCCCAGAAAGGAAUGAAUGUCUACGGGAUUGGGCGACCGGUAUAUGGUUCGAAAUAUUUUGCUGCACCAACAGAACCCGUAAUACAUGAUGGAAGCCAAGAAAUAGGAACAAAUGGGUCCGAAAUCAGUGACAGUGAUUAUCAGGCAGAAUUUCCAGAUGAAUAUCAUAGCAAGUACCAAGAUGUCUGUCCAAGAGAAUACCAAUAUAGUGAGCAGGGCACUGAUUAG